UUGAAAGUGUUUUUUUGUCGUAAAUAUGCCACAAUUCAAUUAGACUGUAUUUCACACACCCCUCUAAUCACAAUGGUUUUUUCCAUCAUGGAUACCAUUCACUGACGUUUAUUCAGACACUGCCAGCAGGUCUCUACCACACAGCAUCAUGAGUGAAUUAAAGGACUGCCCCCCUCUGAAAUACUACGACUUCAAGCCCGUCGAGCACGUGAAGGUGUGUCCCCGCUACACGGCUGUGCUCGGCCGCUCAGAGGACGAUGGCAUCGGCAUUGAGGAGCUGGACACCCUGCAGCUGGAGCUGGAGACGCUCCUGUCCUCAGCCAGCCGCCGCCUCCGGGCCCUGGAGGAGCAGAGACAGAUCCUCACAGACUGGCAGGACAAGAAGGGGGAUAAGCGCUUUCUGAAGCUGGGGAAAGACCCAGACCCCGCUGCCUCCUCCCGCCACAAACCAAAGAAGCAGAAGUUGGAUGGCAAAGGCAGUCACGGGCCAGGUCCGGGUCCUGGCAGACCCAAAUCCAAGAAUCUACAGCCUAAAGUCCAAGAGUAUGAAUUCACAGACGAUCCACAAGACAUUCCCCGAACUCCUAAAAAUGAUGCACCCAACAGAUUUUGGGCAUCAGUCGAGCCAUAUUGUGCUGAUAUCACAAAUGAAGAGAUACGAUUGUUGGAGGAGCUUCUGAAACCCCCGGAGGAUGAAGCAGAGUAUUUCAAAACUCCAGCUCUGGGGAAGCACUACUCUCAGCGGUGGGCUCAGGAGGAUCUGCUGGAGGAGCAGAGGGAAGGAGCACGAGCCAAUGACAAGAAGAAGAACCUCAUGGGGGGCCCGCUGUCUGAGCUGGAUGCAAAAGAUGUGGACUCCCUGUUGAAAAAGUCAGAGUCCCAACAUGAAUCUCCAGAAGAUGGAUGUCCCUUCGGUCCCCUCACACAGCGUCUGCUCCAGGCCCUUGUAGAGGAGAAUAUUAUAUCCCCCAUGGAGGAUUCUCCUAUACCCGACAUUUCAGGGAAGGACGGUAAUGACGGCGCUGGAACUUCUCCUCGAAGCCAAGGAAAAGCUUUUAGUGUUCCUCACACACGUUCUCUGGAGGCUCGGAUCAAAGAGGAGCUGGUGGCUCAGGGUCUGCUGGACUCCGAGGAGAGACCUGGACCUGGAGGAGACUCUGAGGACGAGGUCCUGGCAGAGCUGCAGAAGAGACAAGCGGAGCUCAAAGCCCUGAGUGCUCACAACAGAGCCCGUAAGCAGGAGCUGCUCCGGUUGGCGAAAGAGGAGAUGCGCAAGCAGGAGCUGAGGCAGAGAGUCAGGGUGUCUGACAACGAGGUCAUGGAGGGAUUCCGACGUAUCAUGGCAGCCAGGCAGAAGAAACGCACUCCGACCAAGAAGGAAAAGGACCAGGCCUGGAAAGCACUGAAGGAGAGGGAAAGCAUCCUCAAGUUACUGGAUGGGUAGUGGAAGAAACAGUUUGUGUCUGGUUUUUAUCCAGAUAAAAACACUGUAAGAAAGAAGAUUGACACAGUCAGCUGUUACAUGGUCAGUGAACAGCUGUAUCUAUGAUGGUGUAUGAUACCGUUUUUAGACAUUUCUGUAGUAGUUUUAUGUCUGUACAGCAGAAAUCUCAUUUGUUCAGUAACAUUUAGUAUGUAUUAGACUGUUUUGCUUUUUUUGUUGAUUUUU
Morone saxatilis (striped sea-bass) is the source of this 1669-nucleotide messenger RNA. It is a transcript of the gene tada3l, whose product is annotated as transcriptional adaptor 3 (NGG1 homolog, yeast)-like. Gene Ontology annotation, cellular component: SAGA complex. The record is from RefSeq and is a predicted model, not a curated record. Gene Ontology annotation, biological process: regulation of transcription by RNA polymerase II. NCBI's taxonomy places the organism in Eukaryota, Metazoa, Chordata, Actinopteri, Moronidae. Gene Ontology annotation, molecular function: transcription coactivator activity.